AUGAUGCUGAUGGCUGCGAUUGGGCUGCAUCAUUACAAACCUGACCAAGUAGUUCAAAUCCGCCACCGCUUUUUUGGGAGUCUCGCCCCCCGAGGAAAUACUGAAAACAGCAAUCUAUUUAUUGAAGAGAUUCGCUACAUUCCACGCAGAACCGUGCAGACAUGGAAGGAGAGGGACUACCUCAUUGUGUUUGGCGUCCCAUCUAUGGAUGUUACCGCACAAAUGAAACGCCGUCUUCUGCAGCGGACUACGUGCUGGCAGUUCCCCGGUGUUGCGACAAGAUCAAAUAACUUCACUGGGUCCAUGUUGGUGUUGUAUGUACUUGCACGG
This is a messenger RNA of Trypanosoma theileri, 330 nucleotides long. RefSeq names its product putative UDP-Gal or UDP-GlcNAc-dependent glycosyltransferase. NCBI's taxonomy places the organism in Eukaryota, Euglenozoa, Kinetoplastea, Trypanosomatida, Trypanosomatidae. The annotation marks the transcript as partial. The record is from RefSeq and is a predicted model, not a curated record. The transcript has a single exon.